CGGCAUGUGUGCGGGAGUGGUGGAGAGGAGGUGGAGAGGAGAGAGGUUGAAAUAAGAUGCCACAGCCACAGCAAGCAACAUCGCUGGCGUCUGUAGGCAAGGCUGUAGCACUAGGUCAGUGGCUGUCCCUGCUGCUCUGUGGCAUGGCUGUGUGUAGUGGGGGGCUACAGCAGUGGUAUCACACACAGGCCCCAACAGCUCAAUCAUUUGUUGGUUACUGUCUUCUUGGUGGAAUCUAUGGCUCCAUCCUAGCUUCUAGGAAAGAACAUCAGAAUAUUUGCUCUGUUCUCCGGAGUCGUGGCUGGAAGUAUUUUCUGGUAGCAGUGGCUGAUGUGGAAGCUAAUUACCUAAUAAUCAGUGCAUAUAGGUACACCACUGUCAACAGUGUACAGCUCCUUAAUGGCUUCAGUGUCCCAGUGGUAAUGCUGCUGUCUUGGACUGUGCUAAAAGUGCGCUUCCAGGCCACUCACAUCUGCGGAGUUCUGCUGUGUAUCGCUGGCGGCGGAGGCUUGGUGGCUGUGGACAGUUUUGCCAAUCCUAGUCAAGAUACAGCUCCCAGACAGUGGCAGGGUGAUAUUAUGACCAUAGGUGGCGCUGCAUUGUAUGGCGUGUCCAAUGUUGCCCAAGAGGUGACUGUCCGCAGCCAUGGCAUGGUGGAAUUUCUAGGCAUGAUUGGACUUUUUGGGAGCUUCAUCAAUGGUGUUCAGUUUGCCAUCUUAGAACACCAUGAAGUCAGAGGCAUAGAUUUCUCUUCAUAUCACAUAGAUUUGCUAUUGGUCAGUUUUGUCCUGUGUCAGUUUGCGCUCUACUCCAGCAUGCCUGUAGUUAUCAAAUACACCAGUGCCACCUCUGUGAAUCUCUCCAUUCUGUCCACAAAUUUUUAUGUUUUACUCUUUGGUCUGUUAUUGUUCAAGUAUCAGUUUCAUGUCCUGUACUUUGUGGCUUUUGCUGUGAUAGUAGUUGGUCUCAUUAUCUACAGUGUUCGACCGACAGCCACAAGCUUUGAAACUUGUGAGAAUGAGGAAACAGCAGACAGAAGGACCACCACAAAACAAACAGAAGAAAAAGAAAAACUUUUAGACAAACAAGUUCUAGGAGAUGAGAGGACACAGCAGGGAGUCAGUAAUCCAGAAAGCAGUAAUCCAGAAAGCAUACAAGGGGAGGCGGAGGGUGCUUUGUGUGGGGGGAGAUGACGUCUUAGAAGAUAUUUCAGGUUUGACAUUAACCAGUCACAGUUAUUGUGCAAUAAUUCAUAAUAGUUCUAUUUUUCACAGAAUCUCUAUAAAAGCUGUACAUAAAAAAAUACCACCCUUAGAGGUGGGGUGAUUGGCAUAAUAGAUAGAAUAAGUCGAAGGCAUAAUAGAUAGAAUAAGUCAAAUUUCUCAGAUCUUUUGCAUAGAAGCUCACUUUGUAGCAAAUUUUAUCUAACUGGGCCUUUAAAAUGCAUAUACAAGACUGGGUACUGGCAUGCACUGGUCCACGAAAAUGGAUCACAUUUAUAUCACAUUUUCAUUAUGAUAACUCUUGGAUUAUUUAUUAUGUCCACUUUUAUUCAACUCACUGUUCAGUUGCAUUAUUCAUUAGUUUAGUAGUUGGAUCAUAGAUGACUGUUUAGCACAAGGUGAAAAUUUUGCGUCAGGCUGAUGAAGACGGACAACCUUGUUGGCUGCAAGCUUAUGGUUGGAAGAAAAUUUUCAGCUUUUGUUAAAUAAUUGUCAUCUGUGGUAAGGUAUUAUUUUUAACAAGUCUUAUUUAUGUCGUACUGUGCUAAGCAAACUUAAAAUUUACUAAAUUUACUCCCUAUGAUUUUAAAGAGAUAACAACCUUUCGUAAGAUAUCCAUAUUUCACAAUAAAUACAUUAUAAAUAACUUACAGAAAUACAAUAAAUCCUAUUUUACCCCCAAAAUGGCGGUUAAAACAAUUAUUUUGGAAUUUGUGCUUGCCAUCACAUCACGUGACCUCCAUAGGUGGCUACACUCUGUAA
Lingula anatina is the source of this 1985-nucleotide messenger RNA. Its product is annotated as solute carrier family 35 member F1-like. The record is from RefSeq and is a predicted model, not a curated record. NCBI's taxonomy places the organism in Eukaryota, Metazoa, Brachiopoda, Lingulata, Lingulida, Lingulidae. Gene Ontology annotation, biological process: transmembrane transport. Gene Ontology annotation, molecular function: transmembrane transporter activity. Gene Ontology annotation, cellular component: membrane.